AUGUCCCAUCGGCACGUUGCCAUGUCACGAGUCCGCCCGCCAGGUCGCAAGGAGCCUCGCGAGGCUCCGUCCAAACCGUUGGCUCCUCCGACGGUCGUCUCAAAGUCACUCGCCUCGCGAUUCUUUCGCCAGAGUCACACUCCUCUUGUCGUCCCACCCUCCCCAAACACGAAUCGCAAAGCAGCGACGCGUGCUGCGGGUACCGGUGCCGCCGUCGCCCGGGAUCGUCGUACCGCAGCGCAACCCCCGCCCGAACAACUGCCCGCCUUGGCAGCGGAAUUCGGAGCCUUUGCCUUGCUCGACGAAUCCGCCGAGACGGUACUGGUCAAUGACGAACUCCCGCACGCCUUUCGGGACUUUGCGACCAAACUGUGGACGACAUUGCAUCGGAGAUGUCAACGGGCCAAUCGCGACGGUGGCAAGACCCGCAUUGCCAUCACCGUGAAACAGUACGAAGCACUGUGGAACCACAUGAACGGCGACUAUACCGAAAUGCUCCUGGAUCAGUCCUACGAAGGGCAUCACGAUGAUCUGGAAUUGCACCUGAUGGCUGCCAAUCACGUCGUGCAAGACUUUCUGCAGCUGCAAACACUCUUUCACGAAACCCGCACACCCACCAGACUACGACACGCGUUGUGGGAAGGCUUGGAACGCUUCCUCGCUCCACGAUUGGUCGAACAGUAUCAAGCGCGUCUCACUACCAUGACGCCCGCGGAAGCGGCCCGGACCAUUUCCUGGCUCGACGAUUUCCAGGAAUCGGCCCGGGCCCGUCGGCUACGCGUCAGCGACACCUGGCAGCACGACCAGGAACGUCUCCUGCAAGUCUACUUGCAAAAGGGCGUACGCAACGAAAUGGCCACGCUGGUGCAACGACUCGCGGAACAGUACAGCGCCGACGAAAUUCGACACGACGAACACGGACAUUUGGUAUCGACCCUGCCCGAAACGGUCAGCUUUCUGUACCAGCAGCAGCACGCGGUCGCCCUCGAAUGUAUACCACUGGUCUUUCACGAACAAGUACUCGCCGCCUGUAACGAAGAACUGGGAACACUGGCGGGAGCACUCUUGCUGGUCGUCCAUACCGUCUGGAAGGAAAAUAAUACCGGAACGCACCAGUACUGUGCACUCAUUAACGAUAUUUAUCGACUCGGAGAACAAUGCGACAAUCGGAACGAAGAAGUAUUGACCAAUCCAGCCUACAUGGAAGCCGCGGAAGCCUUGUCGGCGACUCUGACACAAUUCUCGCUGCAAACGACCUCGUUUCUCUGUGAACGUAUCUUUACCGUACUCCAAGAACCGGAAUCCGUCCUGGCACCCGUGGGCACCGCGCCGUGGGAACGCCAGGAAAUUGCGUCGCCCGUCGAUCGUACCAUUGCUACUCUGCAGGACUAUUUUGUAGAUCUGGAGGCUUGGCUCUCCGGCAACUACUACUACCCCAAAGUUCUCAAACAAAGUCUCGACUUUUGCGUACACCAGUACGUCACGUCAUUUUUCGUCAACACCAUGGCACGCGGGGUCCACAAUCCAGCCGCCGCCGCGCGAGAAAUUCGAAACGAUCACCACCGUCUGGACUCGUACUUUUCCGGAGAGGACUUGAUGCCGCAUCACGGAGUGGCGGGCUUUUACACACGCAGCCAGAUCAGUUUGCAAUUGUGCAUUCUCCAAAAUAUGGCGGCCCUGAUCGAUCCACAGCGAGGACCGGACGAUGUUGGCGGAGACCUCAAGGCCGUUCUCGUUCGGCUCGAUCGGGAUGUUCCCGGUAAUCCCGCUGUACUCCACUUGCUCGGAUUGCGGAAACGCCAUCGAGGCAAGGAGUCUGCCGAGUGGCUCCGGGCAAUUGCCAAAGCCAAACAGGCCGUGGAACUGGACCUUCAAGGUAACAACGCCACGGCGGAUUCCCGUAACGCCAACAAUCUAUUGCUCCUGCCCAAACUAUGCGAAUCGCGAUUUUUACACAACUUGCGUACCGGCAAUGGAGUACAGCGACAGCUUUCCAAUACGACCCAAGAUUUCAUCGAGUCCACCCGUCAACUACUCGUGAACGAAGCUAAAGGGUUACAGCGGAUUCGCAUGUACGCCACCCAUCGUGGAGUCGGAAUGAGAGGAUCAGAGAAACGCCCUUGAGGAACCAAAGUUGGUUCUCUGCGGAAUGGUUGGUUCCCUUUGAACCAUCCAAUAUAAGUGUACCGUUUUUGUUUUCUGUACGGAUAAUUAUUCCUUUAUUGUUUAAUUACUUUC
Molecule: messenger RNA, 2238 nt
Organism: Phaeodactylum tricornutum CCAP 1055/1
Lineage: Eukaryota; Bacillariophyta; Bacillariophyceae; Surirellales; Neidiaceae
Exons: 1
Coding region: 1-2124 (707 amino acids)
Biological process (GO): exocytosis
Cellular component (GO): exocyst
Source: RefSeq, a predicted model, not a curated record